AUGCGACUGCUACAUACUACAAGCGAUGGAAGGCUCAGCUGGACGGAUGACUUGCUCAAAGAUCAAAUUCCCCGUUAUGCCAUCCUGUCACACACAUGGGGCGGGCAGGAGGUGAACUUCAAGAACCUCCAGAAUCACAAGGAUACAGAAGAUGUUGACGCAAAGUUCAAGGAGGGUUACCAGAAGAUCUUUUUCUGCGCUGAGCAAGCUAAGCGUGAUGGCAUAGAAUACUUUUGGGUAGACACCUGCUGCAUCGACAAGUCAAACAGUCAAGAGCUUCAAGAAGCGAUCAAUUCUAUGUUUCGCUGGUACCAGAUAGCUGAGAAGUGUUAUGUAUACCUUUCCGACGUCAUUAAUAGCACUUUGGAUGAAGAUUGCGAGGCUGCUUUAAGAGAGAGCAGAUGGUUUACUCGAGGCUGGACGCUCCAGGAACUUCUAGCCCCCAAGUCGGUUGAGUUCUUCUCUAGCAAGGGAGUGCGACUGGGAGAUAAAGAAUCACUCAGACAAAUCAUCCAUGAGGUAACGCAAAUACCCGUUCAAGCUCUGUCAGGCAGUGAAUUGUCUGAGUUCAGCAUAGACGACCGUUUCUCAUGGGCCGAAAAACGCCAGACGACACGCGAAGAAGACAAAGCAUACUGUCUCCUAGGCAUAUUUGGUGUUCACUUACCGCUGAUCUAUAGUGAAGGCGAAGCAAACGCAUUCGACCGACUGAGAGAUGCCGUUGUUGCAAAGAAUAACAAAGGCUGCAACAAAAGUCAAGAAGAGAGGCUCGACAAGAUCCACAAGUGGCUUUCAGCGCCCGAUCCGUCCACGAACUACCACAAAGCGGACAAGCUGCGCCAGGAGGAUACAGGACUAUGGCUUCUGAAUGGUUCGAAGUUCACAAAAUGGAAAAAACGUGCAGCGUCGCGGCUAUGGCUAUAUGGCAUACCGGGAUGCGGAAAGACUGUCUUGAGCUCUACCAUUAUCAAUCACCUGCUGCAACACUGCAACGACGACCGUAGUAAGGUAGUAGCUUACUUUUACUUCGACUUCAAUGAUGCACGGAAACAGGAUCCAGAGCUGAUGCUCCGCUCACUACUCUGUCAGCUCCUGCAGCGCUCGUUUACAAUACCUAAGGUCGUUGAUACGUUGUUCUCGUCCUGUGGAAACGGAAAG
Molecule: messenger RNA, 1158 nt
Organism: Aaosphaeria arxii CBS 175.79
Lineage: Eukaryota; Fungi; Ascomycota; Dothideomycetes; Pleosporales
Product: HET-domain-containing protein
Exons: 1
Source: RefSeq, a predicted model, not a curated record